Mercurialis annua (annual mercury) is the source of this 2281-nucleotide messenger RNA. Its product is annotated as succinate dehydrogenase [ubiquinone] flavoprotein subunit 1, mitochondrial. The record is from RefSeq and is a predicted model, not a curated record. Gene Ontology annotation, biological process: tricarboxylic acid cycle; mitochondrial electron transport, succinate to ubiquinone. The coding region runs from base 106 to 1995 and encodes 629 amino acids. Lineage: Eukaryota; Viridiplantae; Streptophyta; Magnoliopsida; Malpighiales; Euphorbiaceae. The transcript has 16 exons. Gene Ontology annotation, molecular function: succinate dehydrogenase (quinone) activity; flavin adenine dinucleotide binding; electron transfer activity.
AUAAAACCGUGAAACUUUUCUUUAAAAGCUCUCGUCUCUAUCUCCUUAAACUACAAUUACAUUACAUAAUCAUAAUUCCUUCCAAAAUUCAUACAUUUUUCAAAGAUGUGGCGUUGUCUUGCUCGCGGCCUUCGCGUCCCCUCUUCAUCAUCGUCUGCUAGAUCUCUAAUUCCCAAAUUCUUCUCUACCGAAUCUACUACAUCUGGGCGAUCUUCUUAUACAGUGGUUGAUCAUACAUAUGAUGCUGUUGUUGUAGGAGCAGGCGGUGCCGGAUUGAGGGCUGCUAUAGGGCUUUCGGAACAUGGACUUAACACUGCUUGCAUUACUAAGCUUUUUCCAACUAGGUCACACACUGUUGCUGCUCAGGGCGGAAUCAAUGCUGCUUUGGGAAAUAUGUCAGAAGACGAUUGGAGAUGGCAUAUGUAUGACACUGUCAAGGGAAGUGAUUGGUUGGGUGAUCAGGAUGCUAUUCAAUACAUGUGUAGGGAGGCACCAAAGGCAGUCAUUGAACUUGAGAACUAUGGGUUACCAUUUUCUCGAACAGAAGAUGGACGAAUUUACCAACGUGCAUUUGGCGGCCAGAGUCUCAAUUUUGGAAAAGGUGGACAAGCAUAUCGUUGUGCAUGUGCUGCUGACCGAACUGGACAUGCUCUUUUGCAUACUCUCUAUGGUCAAGCUAUGAAACAUAAUACACAAUUUUUUGUGGAAUAUUUUGCUUUGGACCUCUUAAUGAAUAGUGAUGGUAGCUGCCAAGGAGUAAUUGCGUUGAAUAUGGAGGAUGGAACACUACAUCGUUUCCGUGCUGCUUCAACAAUUCUAGCUACAGGGGGUUACGGCAGAACAUAUUUUUCUGCAACUUCAGCUCAUACAUGCACUGGAGAUGGCAAUGCUAUGGUUUCACGGGCUGGACUUCCACUCCAGGAUUUAGAAUUUGUUCAAUUUCAUCCUACAGGGAUAUAUGGAGCUGGCUGCCUAAUUACUGAAGGAUCUCGUGGUGAAGGUGGUAUUCUUAGGAAUAGUGAAGGUGAGCGGUUCAUGGAAAGGUAUGCUCCAACAGCAAAAGAUCUUGCAUCAAGAGAUGUUGUUUCAAGGUCUAUGACCAUGGAAAUUCGGGAGGGUCGUGGUGUAGGACCUUUGAAGGACCAUAUCUAUCUGCAUCUAAAUCACUUGCCCCCUGAUGUUUUGAAGGAGAGACUUCCUGGUAUUUCUGAAACUGCUGCCAUUUUUGCUGGUGUUGAUGUUACAAAGGAACCCAUCCCUGUCUUACCUACUGUGCAUUACAACAUGGGUGGAAUUCCCACAAAUUACCACGGAGAGGUGGUAACUAUUAAAGGAAAUGACCCUGAUACUGUAGUUCCUGGACUUAUGGCUGCUGGAGAGGCAGCUUGCGCAUCAGUCCAUGGUGCCAAUCGACUUGGUGCAAAUUCUCUGCUUGACAUUGUUGUUUUUGGUCGCGCUUGUGCUAAUAGAGUUGCACAGAUCCAAAGACCAGGUAUGAAACAAAAGCCUUUAGAAAAGGAUGCCGGUGAGAGUACUAUUGCAUGGCUGGACAAACUAAGAAAUUCGAAUGGAUCAACUCCAACUUCAAAUAUUCGAUUAAAUAUGCAGAGGAUAAUGCAAAACAAUGCAGCUGUUUUCCGCACACAAGAAACAUUAGAAGAAGGUUGCCAGCUGAUUGACAAGGCAUGGGAUAGCUUCCAUGAUGUUAAGUUGAAAGAUCGAAGCUUGAUAUGGAACUCUGACUUGAUAGAGACCAUAGAACUGGAGAAUCUUUUGAUAAAUGCCUGUAUUACUAUGCAUUCUGCCGAGGCUCGGAAAGAGAGCAGAGGAGCACAUGCCCGUGAAGACUUCAAUAAAAGAGAUGAUGAGAACUGGAUGAAGCACACUUUGGGAUAUUGGGAAAAUGAAAAGGUCAGACUGGAUUACAGGCCGGUACACAUGAACACAUUAGAUGAUGAGAUCGAGACAUUCCCGCCUAAAGCUCGGGUUUAUUGAUCUCAUACAUAAAGCUUGUGUUUAUUGAUGCAUGUGAUCGUUGAAGAAUUGGCCAAGGAGGUUCGGAAUCGACUUUUGGAAAUAAAACCGAUCAUAGCAAUAAAUAAACAUACUGAUUGAAUAACUGUUACAGGUAGAGCAUUUUCACAAUAAUUGUUGUAUUCAUCACUGGCAAGAUAGGAAGUAUUUGCAAAUUUGUGAUGAACAAGUAUGGAUUUUGUAUUGAAUGGAACAUUGAUAGUUUGAUGAAGCAUAAAUUUUGGUGGAAGACCAUUGAUCUUUUUAA